AUGGAGAACACUACCCUCGCUUUGAACGUUUCCAGUGCGAUAACAACAGCCGCCAGUAACAACACCAACACAGUUAAUGAACCUGUAAAUAACGCUACAACUGCAGCGCCAAAUGCCACAACUUCGGCGUUAAGUACGCCGCCAUCUUUGACAACAACGACACCCCGCUGCCCUAAUGAUACAUCAUCCAAUACAACGCCGGCGAAUUUCCUUGGGAAACGGCCGAUGUUUGCUGUGAACCUGCGAGCAGAUCCAGAAAUCUUUGAGCUGCUACAGACAAUCAAGAGCCUGAAGCCGGUGCAGUCGUCUUUUGGUGUGCACAAGGUGGCCAUUCACGGACGAAUAGGAACGAUCGCAGACGUUGAAAAUGCGCUGCUUUACGCAUGGACUCCUACAGGUGGAAAAACACCCGAGCAAAGCGGUUUGACAAUCAAAAUUAUUUCCAUAAACGAUUACGGAACAUUUUCGGAAAAAGGGGAACCGGUUGUGGAUAUUGCCUACGUGGUCGGCAUGAAACCGGUACCGAUAACCGCUCGGAAUAAGUUUACGUCGUCGUCUAUUGUCAUUCGCGUUCCCACGACUCAAAUUAUUGGAUCACGUCUGGCGGAACGGAAUAUCUCCAUGUGCUCCUGCAAUGUCUACCGUGGUGAGCUGCUGCAUAUCAAGGAAAUUUUUGAUUUAUCCGCAAAUGUGUCCUCAUAUGUCGACGCACUGCGCAAUGCUUGGGAAUCCCAUAAACCGGUAUCAGCAUGUGGAGAAAGCGUGGUUAAGGCUUUUGGUGGCAUACCGGUCACGACGAUACAACCGGAAGGAGCCAGAAUGCGCUUUACAACAAUCCCAUACUUUGUCACAUCAAACGACAAACCGUGGAACCACCCAGAAAGCAGACCGGACCAAUCCGAGUUGUCGAAGCAGUUACACGAGAAAGGGUUAAACAGUGACCUUUACGACGGUACUGCCCCGAUCAGCAAGGAUUUAUCGUUUGUGGAUUACUUGAACGGUUCCAUUAGCUUCCAAGAGAUUCCAAAGGUCAAUACCGAAUUAGCCGAUUACAUUUCGAAUGCAACUGAUCAAUCCCCUCUGAAACCAAUAUUGUGGAAUUUGGAGCCGUUCAUAAAUUCGAAUGGGUCGAUUGUCACACAAGAAGGCUUUUUCAUUGUUCUUCCCAAUAAUCGCACGCUGGACCCGCGGUUGUUUUACGCCGAUGCCAUAAAAGAUACUAUGAAAAACCGAUCGAGCGAAACGCUCGUCCCAAAUCCGAUCAUUCCGUUGUACCUUAAAGGUCAACUACAAGAAGAGCAAUGGCCGACAAUUAUCAACAGUUUAAGUAGCGUACAACCAAAUUCCAAUUUUACUGUCGUUGGAAUGGAGUACGGAUUACAAGCGUUCGAUAAUUCAACAAGAGACGUAACCGAAGUUUUGGUGUCGACCGCACUGCCAAAUGGUGAUUCCGAAGUUCUACCGGAAAUUUUCUCCACCCUCGCCAAGACACUCUACAGUGACCUUACGGCGGAUGCGCUAGACACCGCUCUCUCGAACCUCAAUAUGUCUGUUUGCCGAAAUUGUCAGUAUUCCAAACUGCGAAUGCUGAACCUGCUACGCACGGGAACGGACGUUGAUCCGAAGCAGAACUUGGGAACCGACGUCAUACUGAACCGCAUAUCGUCGUCAUGGAAUGAGAGUAAUGCUGUGACGAAUGAAGGAAUUCCGUUGAAUGUUCAACUGAUUGGUCGGGAUGACAUGCUAGCGAAUGAGAACGGAACUUUGGUCUCGCAAUUUUCUUACUCGGUGGCUUAUCCCAGUCCGGCGAGACACUGGUAUAUUGUCAGGGAACCGACACCGGAGCUGUUCAACAAGGCAUUCGCUGAUCUUCACGUUGAACCGUUUGCUGGAGCACUGGUUCAUCUUUAAAAUUUGCUUAGAAAUUGGCAGUAUUGUGUUCAAAACAAUUCUACUACAAUUGUGUUUGUUCACGUGUUAGCUCUGUUGCACAACUUUGGAGGGACGUUAAAUAAUUCUACUACAGUGAGCUGAUUA
This is a messenger RNA of Paramacrobiotus metropolitanus, 2037 nucleotides long. RefSeq lists its product as uncharacterized. Lineage: Eukaryota; Metazoa; Tardigrada; Eutardigrada; Parachela; Macrobiotidae. The record is from RefSeq and is a predicted model, not a curated record. Bases 1 to 1911 code for a protein of 636 amino acids. The transcript is spliced from 9 exons.